Macadamia integrifolia is the source of this 2556-nucleotide messenger RNA. Its product is annotated as cytokinin dehydrogenase 3-like. Bases 586 to 2205 code for a protein of 539 amino acids. The transcript has 5 exons. Gene Ontology annotation, biological process: cytokinin metabolic process. Lineage: Eukaryota; Viridiplantae; Streptophyta; Magnoliopsida; Proteales; Proteaceae. Gene Ontology annotation, molecular function: FAD binding; cytokinin dehydrogenase activity. The record is from RefSeq and is a predicted model, not a curated record.
UCUGCAUAGCUUUUGUUUCUUCUGUUUUCUAAUCUCUCUCCCUUCACCUUCAAAUCUGCUUUUAUCCUAAGCCUCAAGGAAGGAGGACUGUAAGAGAAAGAGAGAGAGAGAGAGAGUUUGGUUAGUUUUGUUUGGUAGAAACAGAGCAAAUCAAGAGAUACAACACCAACUUCAAAUUGAGGGCUCACAUGGGUGCUCCUUGUUUGUGACAGCUUCUCUUUUUGGACUAUUAAUGCUUCUUUUUUCUCUGUACCUCAUAAAAUGGCAGAAAACCCAGCUGUUUUCUCUUUUACAGUUUCUUCCUUCCUGAGUUUUUCUUCCUUUCCUGUUCCCUUUUAAUCUAUAUUUUAUCUCUGUUUUUCACCUCUUCUCAGGUUGUAAAUUACUACCUUUUCAUCUUGGGUUUUGGGUUCUCUAUUCAUUUUGUUUUUUUUUUCCCCUUCUAGUCCAUAGCCUCUCAUUCAUUUCUAAUUUAGUCUUGUGGACUUCUUUGGCUUGUUUUGCUUCUGGGUUUCAAGUUUUUCUGGCUUUUAUCUCUUACUCUGUUUUGAAUCUUAGACUUUUUGUUUCCUCUCACUUGUAUCCAUGGAGUUCUCUAUGUUCUGCAGCAGAAUCAGUUUUCUCAUCCUUAUUAUUGUCCUCUCAUCCCCUCCUAAAUUCAACCAAAGCCCAAUGGACUUUGGCCCUUUGAACCUUCUCCAGGCCACAAACACAUCAUCUCUGGACUUUGGGAGAAUCUACUUCAACUCCCCAUCUGCAGUUGUAAGGCCCAAAUCUCCCAAAGAGAUAUCUCUCCUUCUCAGUUCUCUUUCUGGUUCUUCUUUCAGUAAAGUUACAGUUGCAGCAAGAGGAGCUGGACACUCUAUCAAUGGCCAAGCUCAAGCCCUGAAUGGCAUUGUUGUUGAAAUGGAUUCACUUCCUUCUUCUAUCAAAAUUAGAAAGAGAGUUGAUGGGGAGAGUAGUCCUUCUUAUGUUGACGUGAGUGGAGGAACUCUUUGGGUUGACCUCUUGAAGGAGACCUUGAAGGAGGGCCUUGCACCAAGGUCAUGGACUGAUUAUCUUUAUCUUACUAUUGGUGGGACUCUUUCUAAUGCUGGAAUCAGUGGCCAAACCUUUAAAUAUGGCCCUCAGAUUAGUAAUGUCCUUCAGCUAGAUGUAGUAACAGGAAGAGGAGAUAUUGUGACUUGUUCACCAACCAUAAGUUCUGAGCUCUUUUAUGGAGUUCUAGGUGGGCUUGGCCAGUUUGGUAUUAUUACAAGUGCAAGGAUCUUGCUCCAAGAAGCUCCAAGGAAAGUAAAAUGGGUCAGAGCCUACUAUGAUGAUUUUGAUAUCUUCACAAAGGACCAAGAGCUUUUGAUUGGAAUGGGAAACAUGGUUGAUUAUUUGGAAGGUUUCAUAGUUUUAAAUAAGGAAUCACUGCAUGGGGGCUCCAUUUCCUUUCCCUUUCCUGCAAAUUUGGCUUCCAUCCCACAGUUCCAAUCAGAGCCUUCUAAAGUUUACUACUGUAUAGAAUUUGCAGUCUAUGAUCAAGCUGACAAGAACACCAAUCUAGACCAAGUUGUUGAAGAGAUAUCUAGCAAAAUGAGCUUCAUGCCAUCACUUCUUUACAGUGUGGAGGUGUCUUACUUUGAUUUCCUCCAGAGGGUUAGGAUGGAGGAAAUAAGUUUGAGAGAGCUAGGGCUGUGGGAUGUAUCUCAUCCAUGGCUGAACAUGUUUGUGCCCAAGUCAGGGAUUGCCCAGUUUAGAGACUUGCUGUUGGAAAACAUCUCCCCAAGUACCUUUAUGGGUCCCAUCCUCAUAUAUCCCAUCUCAAGAGACAAGUGGAAUUUGAACAUGUCGGCUGUGCUACCGGAGUCUAUUUCCGGCGAAAACAUAAUAUACAUAGUUGGUAUUCUCCGGUCGGCGAAUCCUACAAGUUGCUCACAAGAAUGUCUACAAGGCUACCUCCGGCAAAACCUUAAUAUCACCAACAUAGCUACUGAUCCUAAGGGUGGAAUUGGUGCCAAACAGUACCUGUCCCACCACAGAAAGGAAGAACAAUGGAGGGAACAUUUUGGAGGGAAAUGGCAGCAGUUUUUGGGGCGAAAGAAAGCAUUUGACCCUUUGAAUAUAUUGGCCCCUGGUCAGGGCAUCUUUAAGAGGAGAUACAGCAUGAACCCUACUACUACUACCACUACUACUCUCACUCUCUCUUCUUCCCAGUGAGAGGUGGAAGAGAUAACUCAGGAAGAAUCUCUUGGGAAUUUCUUGUUUCCUUCUUGAUGGGCCUUUAGGAGAGCAAACAUGUCUUCUUUCUUUUCAACACAUGUCUCUGAACAGAGAGAGAGAGAGAGAGAGAGUGUGUGUGUGUGUGUGUGUGUGAGAGAGUGAGUGAGUGUGCGUGUCUUUUUCCCCUUUUUUCUUAGAUUUUUGGGGAUACCCAUAUUGGAUGUACAGUGAACAGGACUUACAGUACCUGCAAAGCCAAUAGUGGCUUUUAGAAGAUUAUAAUAGUACACUUAAUUGGGAAAAUAGAAAAUGGAAAUAAAGAUCUGUUUGAUAGUUUUACUCUUUUUA